CUCUAAAACCCUCUUGGGCAAAAAGUAAAACCUCAAACUCUCACUCUUUACUCACCUUCGUUACCAGCAUUCAUCGUAAAAUCCUGGUUUGAUCAAUAUGGCGCUUCUACGAUCCAAUCCUAUUAGAAACGUAUUAAGAUUUGUCCAUCUUCAACAACAUUCUUUUACUCUGGGAAGCUCAAAAAGUUACUCUAAUGUUGUUACUCACGGUCCUCAAUUUAACUUCUCUAGGACAUAUUCUUAUUUAUACAAGAGUCAUAAUUAUCCGCUGACUUGUGGAAGUGCUAGAGUGCUUCGCUGCACAAUGGCUGCUAAGUUGUCAGCAUUUUCAUAUGAAGCUAGGUCAGUAACAACACAUGCAAAAGCUCCUCCUCAAGCGCGACAAAUGGGGGCGAUGCAAGUUGCUAUGGUUAGCCCGGGGUUUAUCUAUGAACCAUAUGCGCCUCGAGAACAUAUCUCAUUUUGGCGAAGAUGGUUUACAAGAAGUGGAUGGAAAAGAACAAAGGAAGACGUGAUCAUAGAGCUCAAAAACGCCUAUGCUAUUGCCAAAUUGAGAAAAAAAUUUGGGUAUUCUAAACAAGGAUUCUAUAAAGAGGCUUUUGAAUUAUUUAAAGAGAUAAAUACAUUUGUUGCACAUGGUGAUAAAACACCAUUGAGGAAAUUGGUUACGGAGAACAUGUUCUCAGCCCUGAAAAAUGAUAUAAAGCAAAGAGAAGGUAUGUGGAGCUCGGUUUACUGGGAAGUUAUUGAGCCGGCUGUUAAAAUCCGGACUAUGCGAGCUAGAUUGAUUGGUGUUGACCGCAACGACCUUAACAAAGUUUUCAUACAGCUCACCCUUGAGUUUUUAACCAAACAGAAGUUUGAGGCUUAUAAUUCUAAAGGUGCUGUAGUUGCUGGAGAUAAAAAUAAAGAGGUACUUGUUCGUGAUUUGUGGGUCUUUGAGAAGUCUCUGUUUCACCCAGGCGCAUAUUGGCGCCUCUGUGGACGAAUUGUUCCUAAAUAGAUUCUACGAGUUUGACUGCUGUUCUGUGAUAUACGUUGCAAGGAUUUUUUGCUCCUACACACAAUUUUGUAAGUUGAAUGUGUUCAUAGUUUCAGAACUAGCUUCAGUAAUAAUGUCAGUCCUCACUUCUUCGGAUGCAUUUCAGCAGUUCCAAAAUUCUGCAUUUUGUGGUAGAGUAAACUGCGCAUCAUCUUUGUUUAAAUUUCAGUAAUAUUUCUUGAGAAAACAAAAAAAAAAAAGAGCACUGGUGUAGUGUUGUUUUUGUCCAAGAAGAAUAUUUUUACGUUUGCUUUCACUUGUACUCCACUUUUUGUAGGGUAUACCAUGCAUUUACAUAGAGUAUACCUACCUACCUUCUCUGUAAAUCAAACCCUUCUCAACUGACCAUGAAAAUGGAUCGAAACAAGCAGCGUCUUCAAUCUCAUGGCAUCUGCCACAAGUUGUUCAACUUCAUCAUGAGAACCUUAGCUGCACAAGUUGUGAAACCUGUUACAUUAGGCCCACCACCUAUGGCACUCCAUCAUACCCGAAAGACAAAUUGGUCGUUUAUCAACCAACAUAAGAUGGGUUCUCGAGAUUUCGAUUCAAUCGAUGGAACUGAAGAUUUCAAGAGUGUGGUUUCGAUUGAUAUUGAAGAUGAAGCUUCUUUAUUGCUUGGUGCCGCUGCAGGUGAGUGGCGGUAUUAUCGAGGGAAUAAAGUAACAGAUGAGAACAGAGGUGGAGGUAAACCAAAAGCUGCAAGAAAGAUGGUUAGAAUCAAUGAUAAGCCUGAAGUUAUAAAUGUGAGCAAGAAAAGGAAGAAAAGGGUGAUCGCGAUUAGGCAUGAUGGUGACCUAAGACCUUUGAAAUCCAUUCUCAAAGUCCAAAAUCCGAAAGGGUGAUCAACUCAUGUUAAAUUUAAUCCUAUGAGAAAAUAGUUAUAGUAAUUUUAUCACUAUUAAGUAUGAAAUGAUUCGUACUUAGGAAAAUAUACUAUACUAUGAUGCUUCUUCGUAGCCUUCAUCCCCCAUCAUGAGUCGGCUCAAUCACAGGCGCUGCUCUCCCUCACUGUUCAACAAAAGAAGGUUGAUAUCGCAUGCUAACUUAAAUAUGGUUUUUUCGAAUAAAUUGUAAAUUCAUUGAUUUAAAAUAUUUAACAUUUGCAUUUUAAUGAGAAUCAAUUUUGUUUCA
Molecule: messenger RNA, 2173 nt
Organism: Amaranthus tricolor (Joseph's coat)
Lineage: Eukaryota; Viridiplantae; Streptophyta; Magnoliopsida; Caryophyllales; Amaranthaceae
Exons: 12
Coding region: 98-1003 (301 amino acids)
Cellular component (GO): mitochondrion
Source: RefSeq, a predicted model, not a curated record